AUUGAUAGAUGUCAAUUGUCAAAUUACGUGGCUUUCACAAAUCACGUAGGGAAAACAAGCUUAUGUUAGCCUUAUAUUAAACAAAAACAUUAUUUUAGGCAAAUUAUAGUCCAAAUAACAAAAAUGAAAAGUUCGUGGAGAACCUUCAGUUUCGCUAUACUGUUUGCAGCGUCGUUACUAAACACAGCGCACAGCUAUACUAUCACAGUCGACGCGCAUGCCGAAGAAUGCUUUUUCGAAAAUGUUGAGGCAGAUACGAAAAUGGGUCUGACAUUUGAGAUAGCUGAGGGUGGUUUCCUGGAUAUUGAUGUGACAAUCACGGGUCCCGAUGGAGCCGUCAUUUACAAGGGAGAGAGGGAGUCUUCCGGAAUGUACACAUUCUCAGCUCCUACGGCUGGCAGAUAUACAUACUGUUUCAGUAAUAAAAUGUCUACUAUGACACCAAAGGUGGUAAUGUUCAACCUUGAAGUAGGAGCUGCACCUCAGGCCCAGACCGGCAACAAAGAGGAAGAAGUGAACCACAACAAGUUAGAAGACAUGAUCAAAGAGCUCGGCACCACACUUAAGACUGUUAAACAUGAUCAAGAGUAUAUGCAGGUACGUGACCGCAUUCACCGCGCGAUCAACGAGAGCACAAACUCACGUGUAGUCAUGUGGUCGAUCUUCGAGGCCUCCGUACUCCUCGUCAUGACCCUCGGCCAGGUCUACUACCUCAAGAGGUUCUUCGAAGUCCAACGCGUUGUGUAACAGCGUCCGUCUUCCAUGUACCCACAUAUUUCUACACAAAUAUGUAUGUACAACCUAAAGGAUGUAUUUCGUCAUAAGGUAUUUUUAUCAAGCACUUAAUGAAACUACGCUUAUGAAAAUACAUCCUUGUAUUAUAAAUCUCGCUCCCGUUAAAGUCAGAAGAAUAGAAUUAUUAAAUGUAAAGGAAUUAAAUAAUUAUUUAUUGAAUUUUCAUCACAAUAUGCUUCACCUGUACAAACAAUACAUGCUCAUAGUUUCGCCAGCUGUUAUAAGCUUAAGUAGGUACUAAGGACUACAGGCGCCAUCUAUGUUUAAAGCGGGGAGCGAGAAGUAUGGAUUCUUUGCGAUCUGAAGUGUGUCUGGGUCAGUGUGCAGUGUUUGUUACACAGUUUGAUGACUAAAUAAAUUAAUAUUGUUUGUA
Molecule: messenger RNA, 1168 nt
Organism: Trichoplusia ni (cabbage looper)
Lineage: Eukaryota; Metazoa; Arthropoda; Insecta; Lepidoptera; Noctuidae
Gene: CHOp24
Product: transmembrane emp24 domain-containing protein 2
Exons: 4
Coding region: 124-747 (207 amino acids)
Biological process (GO): endoplasmic reticulum to Golgi vesicle-mediated transport; Golgi organization; intracellular protein transport
Cellular component (GO): endoplasmic reticulum; COPII-coated ER to Golgi transport vesicle; endoplasmic reticulum-Golgi intermediate compartment
Source: RefSeq, a predicted model, not a curated record